UUACUUUCAAACCAUGGGGUGGCGUUUUCAAGAACAGUUACAAUUCACUACCAUGGUGCACAGAAGAAGAAAUCCGUCGCAUUCCAAAAUGACGGACCCGACAACAUCUCCAGAGGACCAGUGGAAAACAUCUGAUGGUGCUUUCAGCGAUGGUGGCUUUGACAACAGUUAUAUCUCUGAAGCAAUCAGAAAGGGUACUGUAGUGUCCCGGGCCAACAGUAUCGGCUCAACAAGUGCCUCUUCAGUGCCAAACACAGAUGAUGAAGACAGCGACUACAGGCAUGAAACAUAUAAGGACUCGUAUAAAGAUCGUCGGAGACAAGCACACACACAAGCUGAGCAGAAGCGUAGAGAUGCUAUUAAAAAAGGAUAUGAUGACCUCCAGUCAAUCGUUCCAACCUGCCAGCAGCAGUCUGAAUUUGCGGUGGGAGCACAGAAGAUCAGCAAGGCUACUAUUCUGCAAAAAACAAUUGACUACAUCCAUUUCCUUCACAAAGAAAAGAAGAAGCAAGAGGAGGAAGUUUCUGUCCUAAGAAAAGAAGUGAUGGCGCUUAAGAUUAUGAAAACGAACUAUGAGCACAUAGUGAAGGCUCACCAAAACAACCCACAGCAGGGAGAGGAUCAGGUGUCGGACCAGGUCAAGUUCAACAUCUUUCAGAGCAUCAUGGACUCCCUGUUUCAAUCUUUCAGCAACUCUGUUUCAGUGAGCAGCUUCCAAGAACUUUCGGCCUGUGUAUUCAGUUGGAUUGAGGAACACUGCAAGCCACAGACGCUGCGGGAGUUUGUUGUUGGAGUGCUGCGGCAGCUCAACAGUCAGCUUUACUGACUGCACCUGGCCUCUGGUUAACUCCCAAAAAUGGACUUUUUGAGCUUACUCUGGCCUCUAAGAGUAAAAAAAUGUUGAUCAGCCUCAAGCUAUGUCACAGUAUUUAUACUCACUUUGACUCAUCAGUGACUCCCUGGCUGCAAUUUGAUUACCUCAUCACAUGUGGCAGAGGUGAAAGGUGGCAUUGGAAUGAGCAGAUAUAAGUUUAAUGCAAAUCACUUUAAGCUUUGAAAUGUACAUACAUGUUUAACUGAGUGUAUUUCAGGAUCUUCUGAUUGUUAUUUGAUUUGGGAACCCAGCAGUACAGAAGUCACUGAAAGUGCAGUUUUCAAUGUGUCAGGCAGGCAAAAUAUUGUGUUGAACUAAUGGUAAUCACCAUCUGCAGUAGCCAUAGUUGCCCACACUGAGAUAAAAAACAUGAGGGGAGAUUAGAUCUUAAUAGCGAGAACUCUUCUUACAGAUUGAGUGAACUGAUGGUAAAGUUUAUGGUGCAUUUUAAAAUAAUUAACAGAGAGAAAAGAGGGGAAGGGAACUCAUGAGCCAACACGUUCCCCUCUG
This is a messenger RNA of Haplochromis burtoni (Burton's mouthbrooder), 1384 nucleotides long. It is a transcript of the gene mlx, whose product is annotated as MAX dimerization protein MLX. Gene Ontology annotation, molecular function: DNA-binding transcription factor activity, RNA polymerase II-specific; RNA polymerase II cis-regulatory region sequence-specific DNA binding; protein dimerization activity. Gene Ontology annotation, cellular component: nucleus. Bases 14 to 826 code for a protein of 270 amino acids. The record is from RefSeq and is a predicted model, not a curated record. NCBI's taxonomy places the organism in Eukaryota, Metazoa, Chordata, Actinopteri, Cichliformes, Cichlidae. The transcript is spliced from 8 exons. Gene Ontology annotation, biological process: regulation of transcription by RNA polymerase II.